AAGAUAAAUUAAUGGAAAAAGAAACCCAAAAAUGACGGCCUCUAAUGCAUGGAACUUUUCUCGCUAUGGUUGAUAAUUGAUGUUGUUCUCUGCUUUUCUUUUCUUCCAGGAAAAGUGUUCUUUCUUGUAUCUGAUUCUCUCCUCUUCAUUCGUUUCCCUCCUUAGUGGAAUGGCGAAUUCGCAUCUUCUACAAAGCUGUACCGCUAUUUUAUUAAAAAAAAUACUUCCACUUACCAAAUACACCCUUUUCGCCCUCAUAUAUUCGUGUCCUAUCUUCUCUGCUACAACGUGCAACACUGAAGCCAGUUCCUGUGCUCGUCAGUCUGAAGCCUUUGUUCUAGAACAACAAAUGCAAAGCUUCGAGGAAGGCGAGAAGAAACCUGUUGCUGUGGGGCCUUGGGGUGGUCAGGAUGGAUUUCGGUGGGAUGACGGAGUAUACUCCACGGUUAGGCAAUUGGUGAUAACUCAUGGGGCAGGUAUAGACUCCAUCCAGAUUGAGUAUGAUAAAAAAGGGACUUCAAUGUGGUCAGAGAAGCACGGUGGAAAUGGAGGCAACAGAAUUGACAAGGUCAAGCUUGAUUACCCAGAUGAGUUUCUCACUUCAAUCCAUGGACACUAUGGUAGCACAAAUGAAUGGGGGCGGCCUGUAUUUGUUCGUUCUCUUACUUUACAAAGCAAUAAAAGAACAUAUGGACCAUUUGGUGUUGAACAAGGAACGUACUUUUCUUUCCCUAUGACCGGAGGCAAGAUUGUUGGGUUCCAUGGCAAGAGCGGCCUGUUUCUUGAUGCAAUUGGUAUUUAUUUAAAGCCUGUGCAGCAACAGAAAAGCUUCAAAUCUCUGGUCCAAUCAAAGAGUUUGGUCAAUAAUGGGGCUGAAAAUAUUGGCUACUCUGUGAUACAAGGAAGUGCUGGCAACAGUUAUGAUAUAGUAGUUGCUGUGAGGCAAAAGGACGAAUAUGGCAGUCCUCUUCAGAGCAAACCCUCCAGACAAAUUUCUCGCGAGUCCAGCGAUUCAGAAGCCAAUGAGAAGACACUUAGGAUUGAAAGUUUGCCUUCAAAACCUGAAGGCUUGAUGACGUAUGGACCCUGGGGUGGAACUUCUGGCGGAUCCGUUUUCGACGAUGGAACCUACACAGGAAUUAGGCAAAUUUAUGUAUCACGCAAUAUUGGAAUUGUAUACAUAAGAGUUCAAUAUGAUCGUGAUGGGCAAGCUGUCUGGGGAAGCAAACAUGGAGGGACUGGAGGAUUUAAAACUGACAAGAUCGUGUUAGAUUAUCCAUAUGAAAUACUCACACAAGUAUCAGGGACCUAUGGUCCCUUAAUGUACAUGGGACCGAAUAUUAUCAAGUCGCUUACUUUCCACACCAACAAGGGGAAGCAUGGGCCAUUUGGAGAAGAACAAGGCCCCUCUUUCUCCAACAAACCAAACGAAGGAAAGAUUGUUGGAUUCCAUGGGAGGGAGGGUUUUUUCCUAGACGCUAUUGGUGUACAUGUGAUGGAAGGGAAAGUGAAGCCUGCUAAGCAUUAUCUUUCUGAUGCAAUUGUCCAAGCAGAAGUACCUGUUGCUGAGAUUGAUAAUUCUCCUUGGUCUAAUAAGCUGGUAGUAGCUAAGAGGGGACCAACAGAAGAGGUUGCUUGCUCCGUGGUAAAAGAGCCAGCUCCAUGCGGUCCAGGUCCUUGGGGUGGUGAUGGAGGAAGGCCAUGGGAUGAUGGAGUAUUUUCUGGGAUCAAGCAGAUAUUCAUAACCAGAGCUGAAGCUAUUUGCUCAAUACAGAUUGAGUACGAUCGAAAUGGACAAUCUGUGUGGUCAGUGAAACAUGGAGGCAGUGGAGGAACAGCCACCAACAGGGUGAAAUUAGAGUUCCCACAUGAAGUAUUAAUACGCAUAUCAGGAUACUAUGGCCCUGUGAGCAGGUAUGAGAGGCCAGUAGUGAAGUCACUCACAUUUUAUACCAGUAGAGGACAGUAUGGUCCAUUUGGUGAGGAAAUCGGUACAUAUUUCACUUCAACCACGACAGAGGGAAAGGUGGUUGGUUUCCAUGGAAAGUGUGGGGCUUACUUGGAUGCCAUUGGUGUCCACAUGCAACACUGGCUAGGAAAUACCAGAACAUCCAGAUCCUCUCUCUUCAAGAUUUUCAGUUGAUCUAAUGCUACAUGCUCUUAUCAGCAUUCGUGAACCAUAAACCCAGGCAUGUAUGUAUAAUGGAUAUUGGGUAUCGCAUUUCAACCAGAGCUGCUUGAUUCUAUAGGUCAUCCUGGCGUCUUCCAAUAACACUGCUCUGCUUCAUGUGUACAGAGUCUCCCUAGCUACUUGUUGAUCUCUUUGUACAAUUGCCUGCAAUACUAAUAAUAAUAAUAAUAAUAAUAAAUCCCCCUGUAAAAAUGGGUGUUAGAAA
Molecule: messenger RNA, 2396 nt
Organism: Hevea brasiliensis (rubber tree)
Lineage: Eukaryota; Viridiplantae; Streptophyta; Magnoliopsida; Malpighiales; Euphorbiaceae
Product: jacalin-related lectin 3
Exons: 7
Coding region: 80-2143 (687 amino acids)
Molecular function (GO): carbohydrate binding
Source: RefSeq, a predicted model, not a curated record